AUGCCCUCUGCAUCUUUAUUAGUAAAUCUUCUUUCAGCUUUAUUCAUCCCUUUUGUGUUUGGAGAAACAGAAAUAAGGUUUGCCGGACAAACAGAAUUUGUAGUUAAUGAAACAAGUACAACAGUUAUUCGUCUUGUCAUUGAAAGGAUAGGAGACCCAGCAAAUGUCACUGCAAUUGUAUCGCUGUAUGGAGAUGACACCAGUGACUUUUUUGACACAUAUGCUGCAGCUUUUAUACCCAUUGGAGAAACAAAUAGGACAGUGUACAUAGCAGUAUGUGAUGAUGAUUUACCAGAGCCGGAUGAAACUUUUAUUUUUCACCUAACUUUACAGAAACCUUCAGCAGAUGUGAAGCUUGGAUGGCCAAGGACUGUUACUGUGACAAUAUUGUCAAAUGACAAUGCAUUUGGAAUUAUUUCAUUUAAUAUGCCUUUCUCAAUCACAGUGAGUGAGCCCCCGGGCAGAAAUGAAACUGUGCCUCUUACUCUCAUCAGAGAAAAAGGAACCUAUGGGAUGGUCAGUGUGACUUUUGAGGUAGAGGGUGGCCCAAACCCACCUGAAGAAGAUUUAAGUCCAGUUAAAGGGAACAUCACUGUUCCUCCUGGCAGAGGAACAGUAGUUUAUAACUUGACAGUUCUCGAUGAUGAGGUACCAGAAAAUGAUGAAAUAUUUUUGAUUCAGCUGAAAAGUGUAGAAGGAGGAGCUGAGAUCAACACCUCCAGGAGCUCAGUUGAGAUCAUCAUUAAGAAAAAUGACAGUCCUGUGAGAUUCAUUCAGAGUGUUUAUUUGGUACCUGAGGAAGACCACAUACUCACAAUUCCAGUGGUUCGUGGAAAAGAUGACAAGGGAAAUAUGAUUGGAUCUGAUGAAUAUGAAAUUUCGAUCAGUUAUGUUGUUAUAACUGGGAAUUCAACAGCACAUGCCCAGCAAAAUUUAGACUUCAUUGAUCUUCAGCCAAACACAACUAUUGUUUUUCCACCUUUUAUUUAUGAAUCACACCUGAAAUUUCAAAUAGUUGAUGAUGCCAUACCAGAGAUUGCUGAAUCAUUUCAUGUUAUGUUACUAAAAGAUACCUUACAGGGAGAUGCUGUGCUAUUAGUCCCUUCUGUUGUACAAGUCACCAUUAAGCCAAACGACAAACCUUAUGGUGUCCUCUCAUUCAGCAGUAUCUUGUUUGAAAAGAUAGUUAUAAUUGAUGAAGAUACAACAUCAAGAUUUGAAGAAAUUACAGUGGUUAGAAAUGGUGGCACUCAUGGGAAUAUUUCUGUGAACUGGGUAUUGACACGGAAUAGCAGUGAUCCCUCACCGGUAACAGCAGAUAUCAGACCAAGUUCUGGAGUUCUCCAUUUUGCACAAGGGCAGAUGCUGGCAUCAGUUCCUCUUACUGUGGUUGAUGAUGAUCUUCCAGAAGAGGCAGAAGCUUACCUACUUAAGAUUCUCCCUCAUACAAUACGAGGAGGUGCAGAAGUGAGCGAACCAGCAGAGCUUUUGUUCUACAUUCAGGAUAGUGAUGAUGUUUAUGGCCUAAUAACAUUUUUUCCUAUGGAAAACCAGAAGAUUGAAAGUAGCCCAGGUGAACGAUAUUUAUCCUUGAGUUUUAAAAGACAAGGAGGAACUAAAGGAGAUGUGAAUAUGUUUUAUUCUGCACUUUAUAUUCCUGCUGGAGAUGUGGACCCUUUGCGAGCAAAAGAUGGCAUCUUAAAUAUAUCCAGGAGAAGCAGCCUCAUUUUUCCAGAACAAAAAACCCAAGUCACUAUAAAAUUACCACUAAGAAAUGAUGCAUUCCUUCAAAAUGGGGCCCACUUCCUAGUACAGUUGGAAAAUCUGGAGUUGGUGAAUAUAGUUCCCCCAAUCCCACCCAUAAGUCCUAGAUUUGGAAAAAUCCGAAAUAUUUCUUUAGUGGUUACUCCAGACAUUGCAAAUGGAGAAAUUGGCUUUAUUAGCAAUCUUCCAAUCAUUUUGCAUGAACCAGAAGAUUUUGCUGCUGAAGUGGUAUGCAUUCCCUUACAUCGGGAUGGAACUGAUGGCGAGGCUACUGUCUAUUGGAGCUUGAAGCCCUCUGGCUUUAAUUCAAAAGCAGUGACCCUGGAUGAUAUAGGACCCUUUAAUGGCUCUGUUGUGUUUUUAUCUGGGCAAAGUGACACAACAAUCAACAUUACUGUCAAAGCUGAUGACAUACCAGAAAUGAAUGAGACGGUAACACUUUCUCUAGACAGGGUCAACGUAGAAAACCAAGUGCUGAAAUCUGGAUAUACAAGCCGUGACCUAAUUAUUUUGGAAAAUGAUGAUCCUGGGGGAAUUUUUGAAUUUUCUCCUGCUUCCAGAGGACCCUAUAUUAUACAAGAAGGAGAAUCUGUAGAGCUCCACAUCAUCCGUUCCAGGGGAGCUCUUGUUAAGCAGUUUCUACACUACCGAAUAGAGCCAAGAGAUAGCAAUGAAUUCUAUGGGAACACAGGGGUACUGGAAUUUAAACCUGGGGAAAGGGAGAUCGUAAUCACCUUGCUAACAAGAUUGGAUGGAAUACCAGAGUUGGAUGAACAUUAUUGGGUGGUCCUCAGCAGCCAUGGUGAACGGAAAAGCAAGUUGGGAAGUGCUACAGUUGUCAACAUAACGAUUCUAAAAAAUGAUGAUCCUCAUGGGAUUAUAGAAUUUGUUUCUGAUGAUCUAAUUGUUACAAUAAAUGAAAGUAAAGGAGACGAUACCUAUAGUGCUGUUUAUGGUGUAAUAAGAAAUCGAGGCAACUUUGGUGAUGUUAAUGUAUCAUGGGUGGUUAGUCCAGACUUUACGCAAGAUGUAUUUCCUGUCCAAGGGACUAUUUUCUUUGGAGAUCAGGAAUUUUCAAAAAAUAUCACCAUUUACUCCCUUCCAGAUGAGAUUCCAGAGGAAAUGGAGGAAUUUACCAUUAUCCUACUUAAUGCCACUGGAGGAGCUAAAAUAGGAAAUAAAACUACUGCAACUCUGAGGAUUAGAAGAAAUGAUGACCCCAUUUAUUUUGCAGAACCUCGUGUAGUGAGGGUUCGGGAAGGUGAGACUGCUGACUUUAUAGUUCUCAGAAAUGGAUCUGUUGAUGUUGCCUGUACCGUCCAAUAUGCUACCAUGGAUGGAAAGGCUACCGCCAGAGAGGGGGACUUUGUUCCCAUUGAAAAAGGAGAAAUGCUUGUUUUUGCAGUUGGAAGUAGAGAGCAAAACAUAUCUGUAUUCGUUAAUGAAGAUGAUAUCCCAGAAACAGAUGAGUCCUUUUAUAUAAUCCUCUUUAAUUCAACAGGUGAUACAGUAGUAUAUCAAUUUGGAAUAGCUACAGUGAUAAUUGAAGCUAAUGAUGACCCAAAUGGUAUUUUUUCCUUGGAGCCCAUAGACAAAGCAGUAGAAGAAGGAAAGACUAAUUCAUUUUGGAUUUGGAGGCACCGAGGACACUUUGGCAAUGUUUCUGUGGCUUGGCAGCUAUUUCAGAAUGAUUCUGUUUUGCAACCUGGACAAGAGUUCUAUGAAACUUCAGGCACUGUUAACUUUAUGGAUGGAGAAGGAGCCAAACCAAUAAUUCUCCAUGCUUUUCCAGACAAAAUUCCUGAAUUCAAUGAGUUUUAUAUUUUAAAGCUUGUAAAUAUUUCAGGUGGGUCCCCAGGUCCUGGGGGCCAACUAGCAGGAACCAACCUCCAGGUGACAGUAAUGAUUCCAUUCAAUGAUGAUCCCUUUGGAGUUUUUAUCUUGGAUCCAGAGUGCCUAGAGAGACAAGUGGCAGAAGAUGUCCUCUCAGAAGAUGAUAUGUCUUAUAUCACCAACUUUACCAUUCUGAGGCAGCAGGGUGUCUUCUGUGAUGUACGAGUAGGCUGGGAAAUUCUGUCUAGUGAGUUCACUGCUGGUUUGCCUCCAAUGAUAGAUUUUUUGCUGGCUGGAAUUUUUCCCAGCACUGUGCAUUCACAGCCGCACAUGAGGCGUCACCAUAGUGGAACAGAUGCUUUGUACUUCAGUGGACUAGAGGGUGCAUUUGGAACUGUUAAUCCAAAAUACCAUCCCUCAAGGAACAACUCAAUUGCCAACUUUACAUUUUCAGCUUGGGUAAUGCCCAAUGCCAAUACGAAUGGAUUUGUUAUAGCAAAGGAUGAUGGUAACGGAAACAUCUACUAUGGGGUAAAAAUUCAGACAGAUGAAUCCCAUGUGACACUUUCCCUUCAUUACAAAACUCUGGGUUCCAGUGCUACAUAUAUUGCCAAGACAAGAGUCAUGAAAUACUUAGAAGAAAAUGUUUGGCUGCAUCUUCUAAUUAUCCUCAAUGAUGGUAUAAUUGAAUUCUACCUUGAUGGAAAUGCAAUGCCCAGAGGAAUCAAGAGUCUAAAAGGAGAAGCCAUUUCUGAUGGUCCAGGAACACUGAGAAUUGGGGCAGGAGUGAAUGGCAAUGACAGAUUUACAGGUCUGAUGCAGGAUGUGAGGUCCUAUGAGCGGAAAUUGACCCUUGAAGAAAUUUACGAACUUCAUGCCAUGCCAGCAAAGAGUGAUUUACACCCUGUUUCUGGAUAUGUGGAAUUCAGACAGGGAGAAACUAACAAAUCAUUCAUUGUUUCUGCAAGAGAUGACAAUGAAGAGGAAGGAGAAGAAUUAUUCAUUCUUAAACUAGUCUCCGUAUGUGGAGGAGCUCGCAUUUCUGAAGAGAAUUCUACAGCAAGAUUGGUAAUACAAAAAAGUGACAAUGCCAAUGGCUUGUUUGGUUUCACAGGAGCCUGUAUACCAGAGAUUGCAGAGGAGGGAUCCACCAUUUCAUGUGUGGUGGAGCGAACCAGAGGAGCUCUGGACUAUGUGCAUGUUUUUUACACCAUCUCACAGAUCGAAUCUGAUGGUGUUAAUUACCUUGUUGAUGAUUUUGCUAAUGCCAGUGGAACUAUCACAUUCCUUCCUUGGCAGAGAUCAGAGGUCCUGAAUAUUUAUGUCCUUGAUGAUGAUAUUCCGGAGCUUGAUGAGUAUUUCCGUGUGACAUUGGUUUCUGCGGUUCCUGGAGAUGGGAAACUAGGUUCAACUCCCACCAGUGGUGCAAGCAUAGACCCUGAAAAGGAAACAACAGAUAUCACCAUCAAAGCUAGUGAUCAUCCAUAUGGCUUGCUACAGUUCUCCACUGGGCUGCCUCCCCAGCCUGAGGACACAAUGACCCUGCCCGCAAGUAGUGUUCCACACAUCACCGUGCAGGAGGAAGAUGGAGAAGUUAGGUUGCUGGUCGUCCGUGCUCAAGGGCUUCUGGGGAGGGUUAUGGCGGAAUAUAGAACAGUAUCACUGACAGCAUUCAGUCCUGAGGACUACCAGAGUGUUGCUGGUACCUUAGAAUUUCAACCAGGAGAAAGAUUUAAGUACAUUUCUGUUAACAUCACUGAUAAUUCUAUUCCUGAAUUGGAAAAAUCCUUUAAAGUUGAGUUGUUAAACUUGGAGGGAGGAGUGACUGAACUUUUUAGGGUUGAUGGCAGUGGUAGUGGUGAUGGGGACAUGGAAUUCUUCCUUCCAGCUAUUCACAAACGUGCCAGUCUAGGAGCGGCUUCCGAAAUUCUAGUGACAAUUGCAGCCUCAGACCAUGCUCAUGGUGUAUUUGAAUUUAGCCCUGAGUCACUCUUUGUCAGUGGAACUGAACCAGAAGAUGGGUACAGCACUGUUAUAUUAAAAAUUAUGAGAAGUCAUGGGACUCUGUCUCGAGUGACUUUGCUUUGGAGCAUAGACUCUGAUCCUGAUGGCGAUCUGGCCUUCACCUCUGGCAACGUCACAUUUGAGAUUGGACAGAAGAGCGCCAACAUCACAGUGGAAAUAUUGCCUGAUGAAGAUCCAGAAUUGGAUAAGGCAUUCUCCGUGUCUAUCCUCAGUGUCUCCAGUGGCUCUUUGGGAGUUCAUACUAAUGCCACAUUAAUAGUUUUGGCUAGUGAUGAUCCUUAUGGGGUCUUCAUCUUUUCUGAGAAAAAUAGACCUAUUGAAGUGGAGGAAGCCACCCAGAACAUCACUUUGUCAAUAAUAAGGUUAAAAGGCCUCCUGGGAAGAGUCAAAGUCACAUACGCAACACUGGAUGAUAUGGAAAAACUGCCUUAUUUUUCACCUAAUUUAGCCAGAGCAACUCAAGGAAAAGACUAUAUUCCAGCUUCUGGAUUCGCUCUUUUCAGAGCCAAUCAGAGUGAGGCAACAAUAACUAUUUCAAUUUUGGAUGAUGAUGAACCAGAAAGGUCAGAGUCUUUGUUUAUUGAACUGCUCAACUCUACUUUAAUAGAGAAAGUACAGAAUCGCCCAAUUCCAAACUCUCCACGCCUUGGGCCUAAGGUAGAAACUAUUGCUCAUCUAAUUAUCAUUGCCAAUGAUGAUGCGUUUGGAAUUCUUCAGCUCUCAACACCAAUCAUUCGAGUUGCAGAAGAUCAUGUUGGACCCAUUAUCAAUGUGACUAGAACAGGAGGAGCAUUUGCAGAUGUUUCUGUGAAGUUUAAAGCUGUGCCAAUAACUGCAAUAGCCGGUGAAGAUUAUAGUAUAGCUUCAUCGGAUGUGGUCUUGCUAGAAGGGGAAACAAGUAAAGCCGUGCCAAUAUAUAUCAUUAAUGACAUCUACCCUGAGCUGGAAGAAUCUUUUCUUGUGCAACUGCUGAAUGAAACAACAGGAGGAGCCAAACUAGGGGCAUUAACAGAGGCGAUCAUUAUUAUUGAGGCCUCUGAUGACCCCUAUGGAUUAUUUGGUUUUCAGAUUACUAAACUUAUUGUAGAGGAACCUGAGUUUAACUCAGUGAAGGUAAACCUGCCAAUAAUUCGAAAUUCUGGGACACUCGGCAAUGUUACUGUUCAGUGGGUUGCCACCAUUAAUGGACAGCUUGCUACUGGCGACCUGCGAGUUGUCUCAGGUAAUGUGACCUUUGCCCCUGGGGAAACCAUUCAAACCUUGUUGUUAGAGGUCCUGGCUGACGACGUUCCGGAGAUUGAAGAGGUUAUCCAAGUGCAACUAACUGAUGCCUCUGGUGGUGGUACUCUUGGGUUAGAUCGAGUGGCAAAUAUUAUUAUUCCUGCCAAUGAUAAUCCUUAUGGUACAGUAGCCUUUGUUCAGUCGGUUUAUCGUGUUCAAGAGCCUCUGGAGAGAAGUUCCUGUGCUAACAUAACUGUCAGGAGAAGCGGAGGGCACUUUGGUCGGCUGUUGUUGUUCUACAGUACUUCCGAUAUUGAUGUAGUGGCUCUUGCAGUUGAGGAGAAUCAAGACUUACUGUCCUACUAUGAAUCGCCAAUUCAAGGGGUGCCUGACCCACUUUGGAGAACUUGGGUGAAUGUCUCUGCAAUGGGGGAACCCCAGUAUACCUGUGCCACUUUGUGCCUCAAAGAACACGCGUGCUCAGCGUUUUCCUUUCUCGGUGCUUCUGAAGGCCCCCAGUGUUUUUGGAUGACAUCGUGGAUCAGCCCAACCGUUAACAACUCAGACUUCUGGACCUACAAGAAAAACAUGACCAGGGUAGCAUCUCUUUUUAGCGGUCAGGCUGUGGCUGGUAGUGACUACGAGCCUGUGACAAGGCAAUGGGCCAUAAUGCUGGAAGGUGAUGAAUUUGCAAAUCUCACAGUUUCUAUUCUUCCCGAUGAUCUCCCAGAGAUGGAUGAGAGUUUCCUAAUUUCUCUCCUUGAAGUUCAUCUUAUGAACAUCACAGCCAGUUUUAAAAACCAACCAACCAUAGGACAGCCAAAUACUUCUACAGUUGUCAUAGCAUUAAAUGGUGAUGCCUUUGGAGUGUUUGUGAUCUACGGUAUUAGUCCCAAUACCUCAGAAGAUGGCUUAUAUGUUGAAGUUCAGGAGCGGCCCCAAACCACAGUGGAGAUGAUGAUCCACAGGACAGGGGGCAGCUUAGGUCAGGUGACAGUCCAAUGGCGUGUUGUUGGUGGAACAGCUACUGAAGGUUUAGAUUUUAUAGGUGCUGGAGACAUUCUGACUUUUGCUGAAGGUGAAACCAAAAAGAUAGCCAUUUUAACCAUUUUGGAUGAUUCUGAGCCAGAGGAUGAUGAAAGCAUCAUAGUUAGCUUGGUGUACACCGAAGGCGGAAGUAGAAUUUUGCCCAGUUCCGACACCGUCAGAGUGAACAUUUUGGCCAAUGACAAUGUGGCAGGAGUUGUUGGCUUUCAGACCGCUUCCAGAUCUGUCAUAGGUCAUGAAGGAGAAAUUUUACAAUUCCAUGUGAUGAGAACACCCCCUGGUCGAGGAAAUGUUACUGUUAACUGGAAAAUUAUUGGGCAAAACCUAGAACUCAAUUUUGCUAAUUUUACUGGACAACUCUUCUUUCCUGAGGGGUCACUGAAUAAAACAAUAUCUGUGCAUCUGUUGGAUGACAAUAUUCCUGAGGAGAAAGAAGUGUACCAGGUCAUUCUGUAUGAUGUCAGGACACAAGGAGUUCCACCAGCAGGAACUGCUCUGCUUGACACUCAAGGAUAUGCAGCUGUUCUGACCAUAGAAGCCAGUGAUGAACCACAUGGAGUGUUAAAUUUUGCUCUUUCGUCAAGAUUUGUUUUGCUACAGGAGGCUAACAUGACAAUUCAGCUUUUCAUCAACAGAGAAUUUGGAUCUCUAGGAGCCAUUAAUGUCACAUAUACCACAGUUCCUGGAAUGUUGAGUCUAAAGAACCAAACAGAAGGAAACCUAGCUGAGCCAAAUGUUGACUUUGUCCCAGUAAUUGGCUUUCUCAUUUUAGAAGAAGGGGCAACAGCAGCAGCCAUCAACAUUACUAUACUUGAGGACGAUGUACCAGAACUAGAAGAAUAUUUCCUUGUGAAUUUAACUUAUGUGGAACUUAUCAUGGCUCCUUUAACUUCAUUUCCUCCUAGACUAGAUUCAGAGGGCUUGACUGCACAAAUUAUUAUUGAUGCCAAUGACGGUGCUCGAGGCAUGAUUGAGUGGCAACAGAGCAGAUUUGAAGUAAAUGAAACCCAAAGAAGUUUAACAUUGGUAGUCCAGAGGAGCAAAGGGACUCUUGGCCACGUUUCCUUGUUUGUAUAUGCCCAGAAUUUGGAAGCACAGCUGGGGCUGGAUUACGUCUUUACCCCAAUGAUUCUUCAUUUUGCUAAUGGAGAAAGGUAUAAACAUGUUGACAUCAUGAUUCUUGAUGAUGACAUUCCGGAAGGAGAUGAAGCAUUUCAGCUGAUUUUAACAAAUCCUUCUCCUGGACUGGAGCUGGGGGAAAAUAUAAGAGCCUUAAUUACUGUCCUUGCUAAUGAUGAUGGCCCUGGAGUUCUAGCAUUUAACAACAGUGAGCACGUUUUCCUACGAGAACCGACAGCUCUGUACAUCCAGGAGAGUGUGGCAGUGUUGUACAUUGUUCGGGAACCUGCACAGGGACUGUUUGGAACUGUGACAGUUCAGUUCAUUGUGACAGAAGUGAAUUCUUCAAUGGAGUCGAAAGAUCUGACUCCUUCCCAAGGUUAUAUUGUUUUAGAAGAAGGUGUUCGUUUCAAGGCCCUACACAUAUCAGCCAUAUUGGACACGGAACCAGAGAUGGAUGAGCAUUUUGUCUGUACCUUGUUUAAUCCGACUGGAGGUGCUAGACUAGGGGCCCGUGUUCAAACCCUGAUAACAGUUUUGCAAAACCAGGCCCCUUUGGGGCUAUUCAGUAUCUCUGCAGUUGCAAAUAGAGCCACCUCUAUAGACACUGAAGAAGCCAACAGGACUGUAUAUUUAAAUGUGUCACGUACUAAUGGCAUUGAUUUAGCUGUGAGUGUGGAGUGGGAGACAGUUUCUGAAACAGCCUUUGGCAUGAGGGGAAUGGAUGUUAAAUUUUCUAUAUUUCAAAGUUUUUUGGAUGCAUCGGCUUCUGGCUGGUGUUUCUUUACUUUGGAAGAUUCAGUAUAUGGUAUAAUGUUAAGAAAAUUGUCUUCUACUGUUUACCGAUGGCAAGGGAUUUUUGUUCCACUUGAGGAUUUACAUAUAGAAAAUCCUACAACUUGUGAGGGCUUUAAUAUGGGUCUUUCCCCCUACUUUGUGAUUACUCAUGAAGAAAGAAAUGAAGAAAAGCCUUCUGUUAACAGUGUGUAUACAUUCACAUCUGGAUUCAAAUUAUUCCUGGUACAAACAAUCACUAUUUCAGAAAGUUCUCAAGUAAGAUAUUUUACUUCAGACAGUCAAGAUUAUGUAAUUGUUGCAAGUCAAAGUGAUGAUUCUGAAUUAACUCAGGUCUUCAGAUGGAACGGAGGAAGCUUUGUGUUGCAUCAGACACUCCCGGUCCGAGGUGUGCUGAGCAUGGCCUCAUUCACCAGAGGAGGUGCUAUGUUCUUAGCCAUUUCCCAAGCUAAUGCCAGGUCAAACUCCCUUUUACUCAGGUGGUCUGGAAAUGAGUUUAUUAACUUUCAAGAAGUUCCCAUCAGUGGAACAACACAAGUUGAAGCCUUGACUUCAGGCGAUGAUAUUUACUUAAUUUUUGCCAAAACUGUCUUUCCAGGAGAUCAGAAUUCAGUUGAAAUUUUCAUCUGGGAGGGAGGACAGUCUUCUUUCAGAUAUUUUCAAUCCCUGGAUUUUGCUACUGUUAAUAAGAUCCACUCCUUCACACCAGCCUCAGGAAUAGUCCACAUACUUCUUGUUGGCCAAGCUGUGUCUGCUCUUUACUGCUGGAAUUCAGAGCUGAAUCAGUUCUCUUUUAUUCUGGAAGCACCAUCUGCUCAUGAUGCAGCCUCUGUUACAGUAAAGUCCCUUAAUUCAAGCAAGCAUUUAAUUGCUCUUGCGGGAGCCAUCCACUCACACACAUAUGAACUGGCCUAUGUCUCGAGCCAGUCUGACUUCAUUCCUAGUUCAGGUGAAUUGAUAUUUGAUCCUGGAGAUAAAGAAGCUAUAAUAGCGGUAAAUAUCCUUGAUGAUACAGUUCCAGAGGAAGAUGAAUACUUCAGAGUUCAGCUUAAAAAUCCCAAAGGAGGAGCAGAGAUUGGUAUUAAUGGUUAUGUAAAAAUAACUAUUCUGUCUAAUGAUGAUGCCUAUGGAGUUGUUGGAUUUGCUCAGAAUUCAUUAUAUAAACAGGUGGAGGAAAUGGAGCAAGAUAGCCUAGUAACCUUGAACGUUGAACGCUUAAAAGGAACAUACGGUCGUAUAACUGUAGCGUGGGAAGCUGACAGAAGUAUUAGUGAUAUAUUUCCUACCUCAGGAGUGAUUUCAUUUUCUGAAGGCCAGGCACUGUCUACAAUUACUCUGACUGUUCUUGCUGAUGACCUACCAGAGUUGUCAGAGACUGUGACUGUAACACUCAUCCGUAUUAUCACAGAAGGGGUUGAGGACCCAUCAAAAGGUGCUACUAUUGAUCAGAAAAGAAACAAGUCUGUGAUAACCACUCUGCCCAAUGACUCGCCCUAUGGCUUGGUGGGCUGGCAUGCUGAGUCUCUCUUCAUCAGAGUAGCAGAGCCUAAAGAGAACAUCACCACUCUUCAGUUACAAAUUGUUCGAAAUAAAGGGCUACUUGGAAACAUAGCCAUUCAGUUGGUAGCUAAACCCAAUUUCUUACUGCACGUCAGUAAUCAAGCCACUGAGAAUGAAGAUUAUGUGCUACAAGAAACAAUGAUAAUAAUGAAAGAAAACAUAAAAGAAACUUAUGUCAAAGUUGCCAUUUUGCCGGAUGAUGCCCCCGAGCUGGAGGAAGGGUUUAUUGUCAACAUCACUGAGGUGUAUCUGGUGAACUCUGACUUCUCUGCAGGACAGCCAAGUGUGCGGAGGCCUGGGAUGGAAAUAGUUGAGAUAAUGAUUGAAGAAAAUGACGAUCCCAGAGGAAUUUUUAACUUUCAUGUUACCAGAGAUGUCGGUGGAGUUAUUACUGCCUAUGAGGUACCUCCACCCCUGAACAUUCUUCAAGUUCCUGUAGUCCGGCUGGCUGGAAGCUUCGGGGCAGUAACUGUUUAUUGGAAAGCAACACUGGACAGUGCUGGCCUGGAAGACUUUAAGCCAUCUCACGGGAUUCUUGAAUUUGCAGAUACACAAGUUAUCGCAGUGAUAGAAAUCACUAUAAUUGAUGAUGCUGAAUUUGAACUCAUGGAGAUAUUCAAUAUUUCCUUAAUCAGGGUGGCUGGAGGUGGCAGACUUGGAGAAGAUGUUGUGGUAACUGUUGUUAUUCCACAGAAUGAUUCUCCAUUUGGAGUGUUUGGAUUUGAAGAAAAGACUGUAAUGGUUGAUGAAUCCCUUUUGUCUGAUGACCCUGAUUCGCAUGUGACAUUGACAGUUGUUCGGUCCCCAGGAGGAAAAGGAGCCAUCCGACUUCAGUGGACCAUAGAUGAGAUGGCUAAAGAUGACCUCAGUCCUUUGAAUGGGACACUUCAUUUUGAUGAGACUGAGUCCCAGAAGACCAUUGUGUUGCACACACUUCAAGACGCCAUGUUGGAGGAGGACAGGAGUUUCACCAUUCAGCUGGUACCAGUUGAUGAGGUAGAAAUAUCUCCAAUAAAAGGUAGCGCAUCAAUAAUCAUUCGAGGAGAUAAGGGAGUGUCAGGAGAAGUUGGGAUAGCUCCAUCAUCUAGGCAUGUCCUCAUUGGGGAACCCUCAGCAAAAUAUAAUGGUACUGCUAUCAUCAGCCUCGUUCGUGGCCCAGUGAUUUCUGGGGAGGUCACAGUGUACUGGAGGAUAUUCCCUCCUUCCAUGGGGGAAUUUGCUGAAACUUCAGGAAAACUAACAAUGCGAGAUGGACAGUCUGCAGCAAUUGUAGUGUUACAGGCUUUGAAUGAUGACAUUCCUGAGGAAAAGUGUUUCUAUGAGUUUCAGCUCACUGGAGUCAGCGACGGGGGGGUAUGGCGUGAAUCCAGCAGCACUGCCAACAUCACAGUGGUGGCUAGUGACUUUCCCUAUGGACGAUUCGCCUUUUCACAAGAACAACUUCGGGUAUCAGAGGAAGUGCAAAAGGUUAACCUCACAGUAAUCCGUUCGGGUGGCUCUUUUGGCCCCGUGAGGCUCUGGUUUGAGGCUGUGAGUGGGACAGCCGAGGCCGGCGUGGAUUUCAUCCCUCCACCAGGGCAGCUCCUCUUUGAAGCGAGGGAGACGGUGAAAAGUGUGCACAUUGAAAUCCUUGAUGACAGCCUUCCUGAAGGCCCUGAGGAAUUUUCCCUAGUGAUUACAAAGGUGGAACUCCUGGGAAGAGGGUAUGAUUUUACCAUCCAAGAAAAUGGACUUCAGCUGGAUCAACCUCCUGAAAUAGGAGACAUCUCCAUUGUCCGAAUCAUCAUAAUGAAAAAUGAUAACGCAGAGGGAAUCAUUGAAUUUGACCCAAGGUAUACUGCCUUUGAAGUGGAGGAGGACGUAGGGAUGAUCAUGAUUCCAGUGAUGAGGCUUCAUGGCACUUACGGCCAUGUGACAGCUGAUGUCAUCUCUCAGAGCUCUUCUGCAGUUCCUGGUGGUGUUGAUUAUGUACUGCAUGGUAGUUCAGUCACCUUUCAGCAUGGGCAGAGCUUAAGUUUUAUAAAUGUUUCCAUCAUUGAUGACAAUGAAAGUGAAUUUGAGGAGCCCAUUGAAAUCCUGCUCGUUGGAGCUACUGGUGGAGCGGUCCUUGGGCGCCACCUAGUGUGCAGAAUCACGAUUGCCAAGAGUGACUCUCCCUUUGGUGUAGUAAGAUUUCUCAAUCAAAGCAAAAUUUCUGUUCCUAAUCCCAAUUCUACAAUGAUUUUACCCUUGAUGCUGGAGCGGACUGGAGGACUCUUGGGAGAGAUUCAGGUAAACUGGGAGAUAGUCGGACCCAAUUCUCAGGAAGCCUUACCAUCACAGAACAGAGAUAUCGCAGACCCGGUGAGCGGGUCCUUCUCCUUUGGAGAUGGGGAAGGUGGAGUGAGAAGCAUCAUUCUGAUAGUCUAUCCUCAUGAUGACAUUGAACUUGAAAAGACUUUCAUUAUUAAACUUAAACUUGUGAAAGGAGAAGCUAAAUUAGACUCCAGAGCUAAAGAUGUUACAUUAACAAUACAAAAGUUUGGUGAUCCAAAUGGAGUGGUUCAAUUUGCUCCCGAGUCUUUAUCUGAGGAGACCUAUUUGGAGCCAUUAGCUCUGGAAGGGCCCCUGAUCAUUACUUUCUUUGUCAAAAGAGUCAAGGGCACUUUGGGAGAGAUUAUGGUUUACUGGGAAUUAAGCAGUGAGUUUGAUAUUACUGGAGACUUUCUGUCUACAAAAGGAUUUUUCACCAUUGCUGAUGGAGAAAGUGAGGCCAGCUUUGAUGUUAACUUGCUACCAGAUGAUGUACCUGAGAUAGAGGAAGUUUAUGUGAUUCAGCUUGUUUCUGUAAAGGGAGGAGCAGAACUUGAUCCAGAAAAAUGCAUCACACAGUUCUCUGUUUCUGCAAAUGAUGACCCACAUGGGGUAUUUGCCCUGUAUUCAGAUCACCAGUCCAUACUUAUUGGACAGAACCUUAGUAGAUUCAUCCAAAUUAAUGUAACCCGGCUUGCUGGAACAUUUGGAGAUGUGACUGUUGGAUAUCGAAUAUCAUCUGAUCCUAAAAAGCAGUCUGUUGUUACUGAAAAUGCAGAGAAGCAGCUGGUGGUCGAAGAUGGCACUAGAUAUAAGGUGGACACAGUGUCAGUCAAGAGUCAGGUCUUCCUACCCCUGGGCUCUAAUUUCACCUUGCAACUGGUGACUGUGAUGCUUGUUGGUGGAAGUUUCUAUGGCAUGCCAAGAAUUCUCCAGGAAGCAAAAUCUGCCGUCCUUCCAGUCCCUGAGAAAGCUGCCAAUUCUCAGGUUGGAUUUGAGUCUACUGCUUUUCCACUCAUGGACAUCACCGCCGGAACAAGCCAAGUUGUGAUUUCUAGGAGAGGCACGUAUGGCUCUCUCAAGGUUUCCUGGGCGGCUGGAUAUGUUCCUGGGUUAAAAAUCCCUGAAUUCGUUGUUGUUGGCAAUAUGACCCCCGAAGUGGGGAGUCUUUCAUUUUCCCAUGGAGAAGAAAGUAAAAGAGUCUUGCUGUGGAGUUUUCCUAGCCCUGGUCGGCCAGAGGCCUUUGUCAUUCACCUCUCAGGAGUGCAGAGCAGUGCCCCUGGUGGGGCUCAGCUUCGAUCAGGUUUCACCGUUGCUGAAAUUGAACCAAUGGGAGUCUUUCAAUUUUCCCCUAGUUCAAGAAAUAUCAUAGUGUCAGAGGAUACACAGGUGGUCAGAUUACAUGUACAAAGACUGUUUGGGUUCCACGGGGAUCUUAUUGAAGUUUCCUAUCAGACAACUGCAGGAAGGGCAAAGCCCCUGGAAGACUUUGAGCCUGUUCAGAGUGGGGGGCUGCUUUUCCAAAAAUUCCAUGCUGAGGUUGAUUUUGAAAUAACUAUUAUUGAUGAUGAGCUUCCUGAGAUAGAAGAAAUUUUUUACAUUAAUCUAACUUCAGUAGAAAUCAAAGGAUUACAAAAAUUUGAUGCUAAUCGGAGACCUCGCCUGAAUCUAGAUUUCAGUGUGGCAGUGAUCACAAUAUUGGAUAAUGAUGACCUGGCAGGAAUGGAUGUUUCUUUCCCCAAGACAACUGUGGCUAUAGCAACGGACACAGCUCUUCCUCUAAAAACUGACUCCUCUACCACACACCCUGACCCAACCAAGAUAACUGCCAUUCCACAGCCAACCGGAGUGGUGUCUCCCAUCCCUGAGUACCUUGUCACCCUUCCUGGUACGUCUGCUGGGCCCGCUGUAACUGCAGAUGUUUCCAUUCAUGGAACAUUUAGUCUUGGGCCAUCUGUUGUUUAUGUCGAAGAAGAAAUGAAGAAUGGCACGUUUAACGCUGCAGAAGUUCUUGUCCGAAGAACUGGUGGGUCUACUGGUGAUGUCAGUGUAACAGUUAAGACUUUUGGUGAAAGAUCUGCUCAGAAGGAACCAAAUGCAUUGCCCUUUCCUGACAUCCAUGGGACUUCCAGCCUAACAUGGGCAACCGAAGAAGAAGAUUUUGAAGAGCAAACUCUUAUCCUUACAUUUGUAGAUGGAGAAAGAGAACGUAAAGUAUUCUUUCAAAUUUUGGAUGAUGAUGAGCCUGAGGGACAAGAAUUCUUCUACGUGUUUCUCACAGACCCACAAGGUGGAGCACAGAUUGUGAAGGGAAAGGAUGACAGUGGGUUUGCAGCUUUUGCCAUGAUCAUUAUUACAGGGAGUGAUCUUCACAAUGGCAUCAUAGGAUUCAGUCAGGAGUCCCAGAGUGUACUGGAGUUGAGUGAAGGAGCUGAGAUGAGCAGACUGCAUCUUGUUGUCACAAGGCAGCCAAACAGAGCCUUUGAAGAUGUCAAGGUCUUUUGGCGAGUCACGUUUAACAAAACAGCUGCUGUGCUCCAGAAAGAUGGUGUGAACCUGAUAGAUGAAUUUCUGUCUGUGUCAGGGACCACAGUCUGUACAGCGGGUCAAACAAAGUGCUUUAUCACCAUUGAGCCCAAACCAGGGAAGAUACCUCAAGUUGGAAUACAUUUUUUUGUGGAACUGUAUGAAGUAACUGCUGGAGCAGCUAUAAACAAUAGUGCCAGAUUUGCACAGAUUAAAUUAUUACAGAGUGAUAAACCUCCAAGUCUUGUGUAUUUCUCUGUGGGUUCUCGGCUCCCGGUGGCUCAUAAGAAGGCCACUCUAAUCAGUCUGCAGGUGGCCAGAGACUCUGGGACAGGAUUAAUGAUGUCUGUUAACUUCAGCACCCAGGAGUUAAGGAGUGCUGAGACAAUUGGUCGUACUCUCAUAUCUCCAGCUAUUUCUGGGAAAGACUUUGUGAGAACUGAAGGCAUGCUGAUCUUUGAACCUGGCCAGAGAAACACCGUAUUGGAUGUCAUCCUAACACCAGAGACAGGGUCUUUAAAUCCAUUUCCUAAACGCUUCCAGAUUGUGCUUUUUGACCCGAAAGGUGGUGCCAGAAUUGAUAAAGUGUAUGGGACUGCUAACAUCACUCUUGUCUCUGACGCGGCUUCUCAGGCCUUUUGGGGGCUUGCGGAUCAGCUGCAGCAGCCCCUGGAUGGUGACAUUCUCAACAGGGUGCUCCACAGCAUCAGUGUGAAAGUGGCAACGGAGAACACAGAUGAACAGCUCAGCGCUGUGAUGUAUUUAAUAGACAAGAUAACUGUUGAAGGAAAGAAGCAAGCAUUAAGCAUUGAAAGCCGAAAUCUUUUCUAUGACAUUCUUUGUGCUCUUGUUAACCCAAAACGCAAGGACACUAGGGGAUUCAGUCACUUUACUGAAGUGACAGAGAAUUUUGCCUUUUCUCUACUGACUGAUGUUACUUGUGGCUCUCUUGGUGAAAAAAGCAAAACCAUCCUUGACAGUUGCCCGUAUUUGUCCAUACUGGCUCUUCACUGGUACCCUCAGCAAAUCAAUGGGCACAAGUUUGAAGGAAAAGAAGGUGAUUAUAUUCGAAUUCCAGAGAGGUUAUUGGAUGUUCCGGAUGCAGAAAUAAUGGCCGGGAAAAGUAUAUGUGAAUUAGUCCAGUUUACAGAGUAUAGCAGCCAGCAGUGGUUUAUGACUGGAACUAAUCUUCAUGCCCUGAAAAAUAAGGUAUUAUCUUUGAGUGUGAAAGGCCAGAGUUCACAACCCCUGACCAACAACAAUGAGAUUCUGUACAGGAUUUAUGCUGCUGAGCCUAGAAUUGUUCCCCAGACACCUCUGUGUCUCCUUUGGAAUCAGGCUGCUGCAAGCUGGUUGUCUGACAGUCAGUUUUGCAAAGUGGUUGAGGACACUUCAGACUACGUGGAAUGUGCCUGUUCAUACAUGUCCGUGUAUGCAGUCUAUGCCCAGACUGACAACUUGUCUUCAUACAAUGAAGCUUUUUUCUCUUCUGGAUUUAUAUGUAUCUCAGGUCUCUGCCUGGCUGUUCUUUCCCAUAUCUUCUGUGCCAGGUAUUCCAUGUUUGCAGCUAAACUUCUGACUCACAUGAUGGCAGCCAGCUUAGGUACACAGAUUGUAUUUCUGGCAUCUGCCUAUGUAAGUCCCCAACUCACGGAGGAGAGCUGUUCAGCCGUGGCUGCUGUCAUACAUUACCUGUAUCUUUGCCAGUUUAGCUGGAUGCUCAUCCAGUCUGUGAAUUUCUGGUACGUGCUGGUGAUGAAUGAUGAACACACAGAAAGGCGGUAUCUGCUGUUUUUUCUUCUGAGUUGGGGACUUCCAGCUUUUGUGGUGGUUCUCCUCAUAGUUAUUUUGAGAGGAAUCUAUCAUCAGAGCAUGCCGCAGAUCUAUGGACUCAUCCACGGUGACCUGUGUUUCAUCCCAAACAUCUAUGCAGCUCUGUUCAGUGCAGCUCUUGUUCCGUUAAUGUGCCUCGUGGUAGUAUUUGUGGUGUUCAUCCACGCCUACCAGGUGAAGCCACAGUGGAAAGCAUAUGAUGAUGUCUUCAGAGGAAGAACAAAUGCUGCAGAAAUUCCACUGGUUUUAUAUCUCUUUGCCCUGAUUUCAAUGACGUGGCUUUGGGGAGGCCUGCACAUGGCUUACAGACACUUGUGGAUGCUGGUCCUCUUUGUCAUUUUCAACAGUCUGCAGGGACUGUACGUUUUUGUGGUUUAUUUCAUUCUGCAUAACCAGACGUGUUGCCCUAUGAAGGCCAGUUACACAGUGGAAAUGAAUGGGCACCCAGGACCCAGCACAGCCUUCUUCACACCCGGGAGUGGAAUGCCUCCUGCUGGAGGGGAGAUCAGCAAGUCUACCCAGAAUCUGAUCAGUGCUAUGGAGGAGGUGCCACCUGACUGGGAGAGAGCAUCCUUCCGACAAGCCAGCCAGGCCAGCCCUGACUUAAAGCCAAGCUCACAGAAUGGCGCCACGUUCCCUUCCUCUGGAGGAUAUGGCCAGGGGUCACUAAUAGCCGAUGAGGAGUCGCAGGAGUUUGAUGACUUGAUAUUUGCAUUAAAAACUGGUGCUGGUCUCAGUAUCAGUGAUAAUGAAUCUGGUCAAGGCAGCCAGGAGGGAGGCACCUUGACUGACUCCCAGAUCGUAGAACUCAGAAGGAUCCCCAUCGCCGACACCCACCUCUAG
Messenger RNA from Mesoplodon densirostris (Blainville's beaked whale), 18858 nucleotides. It is a transcript of the gene ADGRV1, whose product is annotated as adhesion G protein-coupled receptor V1. The coding region runs from base 1 to 18858 and encodes 6285 amino acids. Lineage: Eukaryota; Metazoa; Chordata; Mammalia; Artiodactyla; Ziphiidae. Gene Ontology annotation, biological process: cell surface receptor signaling pathway; negative regulation of adenylate cyclase activity; cell communication. The transcript has 89 exons. The record is from RefSeq and is a predicted model, not a curated record. Gene Ontology annotation, molecular function: G protein-coupled receptor activity. Gene Ontology annotation, cellular component: membrane.